AUGUCGGAUUCCAGAUCGGACGCGGUAGAUUCCAAGCAAUCGACUCCCCUACGACGGGAACGGGCGCCCACCAUCACCAUCGAUACUUCGGCCGUGACCUCGCCCACGGAUCAGGGCGACCAUCCGCCACCGCAGCUUUUGCCCGGCCCGUUGCAGCCUUCACUACACGUCUCCUCUGAAAAUGUCGAUGCAGCCGAUACCAGCGCGCUUCUAAAUAACGGCAGCGUAUCCCCCUCCGAUGGGCGAUCGCCGGGCUCAGUCCGCUCCUUUACCUCGUCUGAGCCCAGGGACCACGAUAGCAGGCCAACUUCCCCACACAACAUCUCUUCUCCGACUUCAAAGAUAACCGAGUCCAUGCCCAACUCCAAUUACCUGGCGGUGCCCGGCACCAGAUCUCGGGGGAAUUCGUUGGAGUCGGAAGAGACCAACCAGUCCACCGUUUCCUAUGGUGGGGACACCUAUGUGCCCACGGCAUCCCAAGGGUCACGUGCGGAUCUGGCGCAUACGCUCAUCGAUGACGGGGACGCUUUAAAACCAGACCCGGGCCGGGAAGAUGAAUUCCAGGUGGAGGACAGCCGGUUCGCUUUUUCCCCAGGCCAGCUGAAUAAAAUGUUGAACCCGAAGAGCCUCGGCGCAUUCCAUGCUUUGGGUGGUCUCCAAGGCCUUGAGAAGGGCCUGCGAACCGACAGUCGCAGUGGCUUGAGCGUGGAUGAAACCCGUUUGCAUGGCACCGUUAGCUUUGAAGAUGCAACGUCGAGGCACCCCGAGGCCCAGGCAAACCCUUCCACGCAGGCUACUCUGAAACGAACGGCCACAAAUCAAACGAAUUCUGCAGACAAACCUUUCUUUGAUCGAAGUCGGAUCUUUGGGUUCAAUAAGCUCCCCGAAAAGAAACCCAAGAGCAUAUUUGAGCUGGCGUGGAUCGCAUACAACGACAAAGUCCUAAUCCUCUUGACGAUUGCGGCGGUCGUCUCGCUCGCGAUCGGUAUCUACCAAUCCGUUACGGCUAAGGGCAACGAGCCUCGAGUGCAGUGGGUUGAAGGAGUGGCCAUUAUAGUGGCCAUCGUGAUCGUGGUGGUCGUGGGUGCAGCCAACGACUGGCAGAAGGAGCGCCAAUUUGUGAAACUGAACAAGAAGAAGGAAGACCGGCUAGUCAAAGUGGUUCGUUCAGGUACUACCAUGGAAUUAUCGGUUCACGACAUCUUUGUCGGUGAUGUCAUCCUUCUUGAACCCGGAGACAUGAUUCCCGUCGAUGGCAUAUUCAUCGAUGGCCACAAUGUCAAGUGCGACGAGUCCUCGGCAACCGGCGAGUCGGACCUGCUCCAUAAAACAGCGGCUCAUGAGGUUUAUCGCGCCAUUGAGCAACAUGAAAGUCUCUCAAAACUGGACCCGUUUAUUGUGUCUGGCGCUAAGGUCUCAGAGGGGGUCGGUACCUUUUUGGCCACUUCGGUUGGGGUCAAUUCGUCUUACGGAAGGACAAUGAUGUCGCUCCAAGACGAGGGACAGACCACCCCUCUGCAAUCAAAAUUGAAUGUUCUUGCCGAAUACAUUGCAAAGCUGGGCCUGGCUGCCGGAUUGCUUCUGUUUAUUGUGCUUUUCAUCAAAUUCUUGGCCCAGUUGAAGAACAUCGAAGGUGCAGAUAAUAAAGGCCAGUCGUUCCUUCAGAUCUUCAUCGUUUCUGUGACCGUCAUUGUGGUCGCGGUCCCCGAAGGGUUGCCUUUGGCUGUUACACUAGCGCUUGCGUUCGCCACGACACGAAUGCUCCGAGACAACAACUUGGUACGACUGCUCCGAGCCUGUGAGACUAUGGGCAAUGCGACAACAAUCUGUUCCGAUAAAACUGGUACCCUCACGGAAAAUAUGAUGACCGCUGUUGCUGCGACUCUGGGAACGACUUUAAAGUUUGGAAGCAAGUCCCACAAAGCAUCGUCGUCGGACGCAUCCUCACAUGGUGAACGAGAAGAUCAGCGUGCUGACGGUUCAUCAAACGCUCUUUCACCCUCGGAAUUUGCCUCCAGCCUGGCGCGCCCAGUCAAGGAAUUAUUGCUCGACUCAAUCGUUCUCAACUCCACCGCGUUUGAAGGGGAACAGGAUGGAACGAUGACGUUUAUCGGGUCCAAGACUGAAACCGCUCUGCUAGGCUUCGCUCGAACCUAUCUGGGGCUGGGAUCGGUCAGCGAGGCGCGGUCGAAUGCCACAAUGGUUCAGAUGGUGCCGUUUGAUUCGGGUCGCAAGUGUAUGGCGGUCGUGUACAAGAUGGGCAAUGGGCAAUACCGAAUGCUGGUGAAGGGUGCGUCAGAAAUCUUAGCCUUGAAGUGCACUCGUAUCAUCCGCGACCCGACACAGGAUACAUCUGAGAUUCCAUUGUCUGACCACGACCGGUCCACAUUGGACAUUAUUAUGGCCCACUAUGCCUCUCAAUCAUUGAGACCUAUUGCGCUAGUGUAUCGCGAUUUCGAGCAAUGGCCACCUCGUGGGGCUCCCACGCAGGAGGAGGACCGUAGCCUGGCGGAAUUCGACCCUAUCUUUAAAGACAUGACUAUGCUUGGUGUAUUCGGAAUCCAGGACCCCCUUCGGCCUGGUGUGACGGAGUCUGUCCACAAAUGUCAAAGCGCAGGGGUCUUUGUUCGAAUGGUCACCGGAGAUAAUAUCAUUACUGCCAAAGCUAUCGCCCAGGAAUGCGGAAUCUUCACACCGGGGGGUGUUGCAAUCGAAGGACCCACGUUUCGCAACCUCAGCAGUCGCCAGAUGACCCAGAUCAUCCCCCGACUUCAGGUACUGGCACGAUCCAGCCCCGAUGACAAAAAGAUUCUCGUCACUCAGCUCAAGAAGUUGGGAGAGACGGUUGCGGUCACCGGUGACGGCACGAAUGACGCUCCGGCCCUCAAGACGGCUGAUGUGGGUUUCUCCAUGGGAAUUUCAGGCACCGAAGUGGCCAAGGAGGCUUCAGAUAUCAUUCUCAUGGACGACAACUUCACCUCGAUUAUCAAAGCCAUGGCCUGGGGACGGACUGUGAACGAUGCGGUCAAAAAGUUUUUGCAGUUCCAAAUCACCGUCAAUAUUACCGCCGUGCUCCUUACGUUUGUCUCUGCAGUGGCCAGCAGCAAUCAGGAAUCAGUCUUGACGGCGGUGCAGCUUCUGUGGGUCAACCUGAUCAUGGACACCUUUGCUGCACUUGCUCUUGCGACUGAUCCUCCGCCCCAUGAUAUCCUCAACCGCAAACCUGAACCGAAAUCCAGCCCGCUCAUUAACCUGACCAUGUGGAAAAUGAUCAUCGGGCAGAGCAUAUACCAACUGGCCGUCACAUUUGCCUUGAACUUUGUCCAUUUGUAUGACGGCCGAGAGCAUCAGACAUUAGUCUUCAACACAUUUGUAUGGAUGCAAAUUUUCAACCAGUGGAACUCCCGCCGGAUUGACAACAAACUCAAUAUUUUCGACGGUAUCUUCAGAAACCGAUGGUUUAUCGGCAUUCAGUUUAUCAUUAUUGGUGGCCAAGUCCUGAUCAUCUUUGUCGGAGGAGAAGCCUUCUCGGUUACCUGGCUGAAUGGUCCUCAGUGGGGAAUCUCUUUAGUUCUUGGGGUGAUCUCGCUCCCCAUUGCGGUGAUCAUCCGCCUGUUCCCCGAUUGGAUUAUUGAAAAUAUGUUACCCAGUUUCCAGAUCCGUAGGAAGAGACCGGAGCUUCUAGUGUCCGACGAGGAUCGACGGUUUGAGUGGAAUCCUGCCCUGGAAGAGAUCCGUGACCAGCUGCGGUUCCUCAAGACUGUCCGUGGAGGACGGUUGAGGCAUCUCAAGCAUAAGUUACAACACCCCGAGGAGUUCCUGCCGAGAUCUCGCAGCGGCUCUCGAUCGCGAGAAAACUCGAUCCCUGGGACCCCCCAGGGCGAAGGGACCAUUACUCCACCGCCGCCCGCUAGCCCUGACUCGCGGUCUCGACGACGGACCCGAUCCCGGUCGAAUUCGACAUUUGGGCCCGCCGCUGCCAUGGCUGGUAUAGUUGCUGGUAGCAUCGCUGGCUGGUCGCCCAUCGAACGGGCACCGUCGGACGGGGAGCCCUUCAAAUACGACACCAGCCCGCACGGAGGCCUGGACAAGCAACAAGGCAUCGAAAUCCAUCCUGAGACUGCGGCGGAUGACCAAAUCGUGGGAGAGUAUCACCUACCGUCGACCACUCCUCCGAGUCAGAACCCCGACCUUCUCCCUUUCUUCGAGUAUGCACCGCCAGAGCGGGCCCUAUCACACCGGAGUAGGAGAUCGACUUCCCGUCUAUCUCGAUCCAGUCAGAGCUAA
This is a messenger RNA of Aspergillus tanneri, 4287 nucleotides long. RefSeq names its product putative P-type calcium ATPase (gene pmcA). The transcript has 3 exons. NCBI's taxonomy places the organism in Eukaryota, Fungi, Ascomycota, Eurotiomycetes, Eurotiales, Aspergillaceae. Gene Ontology annotation, cellular component: intracellular membrane-bounded organelle; membrane. Gene Ontology annotation, biological process: calcium ion transmembrane transport; intracellular calcium ion homeostasis. Gene Ontology annotation, molecular function: P-type calcium transporter activity; ATP binding; ATP hydrolysis activity. The record is from RefSeq and is a predicted model, not a curated record. Bases 1 to 4287 code for a protein of 1428 amino acids.